Messenger RNA from Capsella rubella, 2617 nucleotides. RefSeq names its product acylamino-acid-releasing enzyme. NCBI's taxonomy places the organism in Eukaryota, Viridiplantae, Streptophyta, Magnoliopsida, Brassicales, Brassicaceae. The record is from RefSeq and is a predicted model, not a curated record. The transcript is spliced from 17 exons. Gene Ontology annotation, biological process: proteolysis. Gene Ontology annotation, molecular function: serine-type endopeptidase activity. Bases 84 to 2288 code for a protein of 734 amino acids.
GAAAUUGUAGAACAUUGUCUAUGGAUUCUUCUGGAAUUGAGGAAGAGUAUGAUUUUUCGCAAUCGAAGUAACUCGAAGAGUUCAUGUGUAUCCCCAACAUUGACAAAGCUUGGGUUUUCAAGUCUGUUUCUGGUUCUCAGGCAAUGUUUGCUAUGAGUCAAGCAAAUCUUUUGGCUAACAAAAGGAGAAAGUUUUUGCUGUCAACUCAUAUCUCCAAGGAGAGUAGAGAGUCUGUGAAGUUCCAUUGGUCUCCGUUUCCAGUUGAGAUGAAUGGUGUGUCAGCUUUUGUUCCAUCUCCAUCAGGGCUGAAGCUUCUUGUAGUUCGGAAUUCUGAAAAUGUAGAAUCUCCUACUCACUUUGAGAUAUGGAGUUCGUGUCAGCUAGAGAAGGAGUUUCAUAUUACUCAGAAAGUUCAUGGUUCUAUAUACGUUGAUGGAUGGUUUGAAGGUAUUUCUUGGAACUCUGAUGAGACUCAUGUAGCUUAUGUUGCUGAGGAACCUUUACUGUCUAAGCCUACUUUUAACCAUCUGGGUUAUAAGAAAGGAGAUUCCUUUGGUGAUGAUUUUGGAAGCUGGAAAGGUCAAGUAGAUUGGGAAGAUGAGUGGGGAGAAGCAUAUGCCGGAAAAAGGCAGCCUGCGAUGUUUGUUAUCAAUCUUGACAGUGGGAAAGUCCAACCUAUCAAAGGAAUUCCAAGAUCUUUAAGUGUUGGACAGGUUAUUUGGAGUCCUAACAGUAAAGGUUCAGAUCAGUAUUUAGUUUUUGUAGGAUGGUCAGGAGGUAAAAGAAAACUUGGUAUUAAGUACUGCUCCAACCGACCUUGUGCGAUAUACACAACUAAGUUUACUGAUGCGUCAUCAUCAUGUUCAGAUGAAUCCAAAAAUAACGAAAAUGAAGCAUGUCCUCUAUAUAAUUGGACAAAGAGCAUAAGCAGUGGUUUCUCUCCUCGGUUCAGCAAAGAUGGGAAGUUGCUUAUGUUUUUAUCCUCAAAAGGUGCUGUUGACUCUGGGGCACAUCGGGCAACUGAAUCACUUCACAGGAUUAACUGGCCUAGUGAUGGGAAUUUUUCCGAAACCACAAAUAUUCUUAAUGUGAUACAGGUAGUGAAGUAUGCUGAGGAUGGUUGUUUCCCAGGGCUCUACAGUUCCAGGCUUCUAAGUGAUCCAUGGCUAUCAGAUGAACAAACUCUCGUAUUGAGUUCCUUUUGGCGCAGCUGUCAAGUAAUUCUUGCCGUGAAUUUGUUGAGUGGGGAAGUAUCGCGGGUCAGCCCUAGUGAUUCAAAUCAUUCAUGGAACAUCGUGGCAUUAGAUGGUGAUGAUAUUGUCGCUGUGUGUAGUAGUCUAGUGAAGGUUCCUGAAAUUAAGUAUGGGAAGAAAAUUCUCAGCACAUAUGGUAAACUUUCAUGGCAGUGGUUGAAUAUCUCAAGCCCAAUCUUCAAAUGCCCUGACAUGGUUAUGUUAGGGCUUUCAUCUCUUCAGUUCGAAAUUCUAGAAAUUCCAGUAAGUGGUGUUUCUGAAGAUCUUACCGAAGGGGCCAAGAAACCCAUUGAAGCCAUAUAUGUAUCAGCUUCAAAGAGCGACAAAUGUGAUCCUCUAGUUGUUGUUAUUCAUGGAGGCCCUCAUUCUCUCUCUCCAUCCAGCUUCUCCAACAGCCUGGCUUAUCUCUCCUCGAUUGGAAACAGUCUGCUGAUUGUAAAUUACAGGGGUUCGUUAGGAUUUGAUGAUGAUGCUUUGCAGUCUCUUCCUGGGAAAGUUGGUUCGCAAGACGUGCAAGAUGUGCUUACAGCUGUUGAUUACGCCAUUGACAUGGGAUUUGCAGAUGCAUCAAGAAUAACACUGUUAGGUGGUUCUCAUGGUGGAUUUCUGACCACUCACUUGAUUGGCCAAGCGCCAGAUAAAUUUGUAGCUGCAGUUGCAAGGAAUCAUGUUUGCAAUUUAGCAUCAAUGGUUGGCAUUUCAGAUAUACCUGAUUGGUGCUUCUUUGAAGCCUAUGGAGACACGAAUCACUUUACAGAAGCACCUUCACCUGAUGAUCUUUCUCGUUUUCAUCAGAUGUCUCCUAUAUCGCAUGUCUCCAAGGUGAAAACUCCCACCUUAUUUCUUUUGGGAACUAAGGAUCUUCGUGUUCCAGUAUCAAAUGGAUUGCAAUACGUGAGAGCACUGAAGGAGAAAGGAGUCCAGAUAAAAGUUUUAGUAUUCCCCAACGAUAAUCAUCCCCUUGAUAGACCACAGACCAAUUUUGAAAGCUUUCUGAACAUCGGUUGCUGGUUCAAGAAGUACUGUAAGCAGUGAAGAAGCGAGCUUCCUUGCUAUGUUCGCAUACGUCUACAUUGCUGGGAAAGUUAAAAAUAGAUACAGCUCAUACAACACGAUCCUCUCCAGAUAGGGAUCAUGGAAACUACACCUGAAGUGUUUCAAGUAUGAUUUUUUUUUCAUUAUGUGAACCCCCAUAGAAGUCUGUGGCUGAGAUUUGUGUUACGAAGUUUGGAGGUGAAAUGUUAACUUUUUCAUGGUUUUUUAUGUGUAUCUGAUAAAAGUUUAGGAAUAUUUGGAAACAAAAAUGUAUAAUGGAGUUGUUUUGUACAAAUAACAAUCUUCAGGAAAUUACUUCUUUUUAUUUC